Messenger RNA from Colletotrichum aenigma, 1713 nucleotides. RefSeq lists its product as uncharacterized. The record is from RefSeq and is a predicted model, not a curated record. The coding region runs from base 1 to 1713 and encodes 570 amino acids. The transcript is spliced from 3 exons. Lineage: Eukaryota; Fungi; Ascomycota; Sordariomycetes; Glomerellales; Glomerellaceae.
AUGGCCAGAGUGCUCAGCGACAAGCGGAAGAGGAAGUGUGAUGAGGGCGAUAGAAAGAAAGCAGCAACAGCGGCAUCAGCAUCAGGGCUGAGGAGGCGGGUCCGGGCCAGGAGAGAAGAUGAGAUCAGCUCCCCCUUUACAGAAACAUCGUCCGCGCGAGAACGGGCGCGACCUUUCCUCCUCGCCGUUGCCAGGAUGCCCAUCGACGUGCUGGACACAGCCUGGAGCGUCGGCAGGAACCGCCCUAUUAACGCAGCCCACGUCCAGGAGCUGUUACACGCAUUCAGGAGCGGCGGGCUGGAACGGCGGGCGCCGGAGAACCGGAUCACCGUCCUCUGCAGCGCCGAGGCAGUCAGCCUUAUGCAGCAGGACGGUGGCGGCAUAGAGGGGCGAGAGGAGGACGACGGAGAGGACGACAACGAUGAUAACGACAGUCCUUGCGAGCUCUCCUUUUUACGCUGGGCCGAAGUGAGCGGGGGCCAGGCCGAGGUCAUGGCCGGCCAGCACCGUAUCCAGGCGCUCCGCGAGUACGUCAAGGAGACGGGCGCACCAGGCUCCGACCUAUGGUGGGCGUGCGAGCUGUAUGACAAAGACCGCCUGCCGCGCGACCUGAACGUCAAGCUCCGCGUCAACAGGCGCGAUCCAAGCCUGCCCGACAAUCACGGGCAGAUCUGGACGCAGCUUGCGUCCAUCGCCUGCAUAGGAGGGCAGGCAGACGGACAGCUAGGCGGGGAGGACGCCGCCGUAGACCAGCACGUCGUCGAGGCACUCCGCCUCGGCGGCGAGAAGCAUUUCCCAACGCGGAGGCUCGUUACGUUGUGGAACCACCAGAGAUGGCGGCCUGUCACGACGCAGUGGUGCUGCACAAGGCUGGGGUUAGACACCUUCAAUAUUUCAUACUUUGAGUGGAUUGCUAGCCUCCGCAUCGACGAGUACUGGAUUGAUGCCCUUAACGAGGUUCUCAGCGUUUUAGCCGACCUACCCGCGGACGAGCAGGUCUACAUCACGCCCGCCGACUGGGACAGGCUCUCAACUUGCCAAGCCGCCCCCGAUAUUACGAGCGUAUUCUACACGUCCGGACAGCAGCAGGCGGGGCUUGAAGCACGUACACGGGUCGACGGGCGUAUCCUCCACUGCAAGAAGACGGAGAUCCAGAUAGCCGUCCGCGUGCUCUGCCACGUGAUCUGCUGGAUCAGUCCAGAGCAAGCUGCAGCUGUCGACAACGUCAGGCCUAAGGAUAGGAAUAAGCCCCUCCUCCGGGGAGCACCUGUCGAUAGCGCUAGACGACCCUCGCCUCCCAUAGGGGCUGGGCUCCCGGGGCCUUCCCCCGCGAUCGCAGCAGUACAGCUCCAGCGACGUAUUCUGGACUUCGUACGGGACAACCUAGCCGAGUUCCGGGCGCCGGAGCUGCUCCCACUCCUGGAUGAUGACGCGAUAGGCGAUGAGGAGCAGGACAGCGAAGACGGCUUAUACGGGCAGCGCUUCAAGCACGUGGCGUGGGCGCGUCUGCUGAAGAUGGUGCGUCAGUCAACCGACAGGGAGGGCCACACGCUACGCCCGUUGUGGACGACGGAGUGCGCAACAAGGAGGAGCGAGCGCCAGGCCAAGGCCUCUACCCUCGUGCAGGGGUUCUGCGCCAAUCUGUUCAAGCUCGCCGGCCAGCAGGACGUCGCAGCUAGACAAGCUACCAGCAGAAGGUGGAGGAGCUCGUAA